AAUUGACAGAACAAAGAAACAGCAGGCCUAUUCUGCCGACCAUGAAUGAUGAAAGGUAUAAAAAGAGCUUCUGACGCGUGCCAGGUUUUCAGCUUCCCUCUCAGGUUUUUCUCCUCCUUUCCCCCCAUUCACUUUUUCAUUGUCAACUGUAAUCCUUCCUUGGACUGGUCUCCUUUCUUUCCGCGAAAGAAGCAGUUUUUGUAGCACGCUCUUUCCUUCACUAGUCUUAUCCAAAGCACUCUUUUUCUCCCAUUUCUUCUCGAAACCACCCUAGAACUGCCAGUCAUGUUCUCCAAAGUUUUCGCCUCUCUCUCCGUGCUUUUGGCUAUUUCCGUCCAGGUCAAUGCGCAUGCCGCCAUUGCCCCUGCUCUUGGCGUCGAUGGAACCCCUGUUCGCGCGGACGUUCAGAGACCUUCGACUGCUAGCCCAUGUGGUACUGUGAAUGUGGCUUCAACCCUUGACACAUCUACUCCUGUUCAAGCUGCAGCGGACGGGACUUUUACUGCCACCGCUACUGACUUCAAUGCUGGUGCUGACGGAUCGCGGUCCGUCACUGCUAAGGUUGAUCCUACUGCUCAAGGAAAAACAUUUAGCACUGCUGUGACUGUUUCUCAGAACGGAGAUGCUGCCCCUACAACAGUCGGCUCGGACCAAAUUGUUGCUGCUCUUCCUGCAGGAACCACCUGCUCCGGUGGAACUGCUGGAAACCUUUGCUUAGUCCAAUUUACCACCACGGCGGGUUUCGGAAACUGCGUAGUGGUAGCCCAGGGUGCUGCCACUGGGGCUGCUGCUGCUAACACGACCGCGGCUGCUACCAACGGUACGACCACCGCCGGGACCACAGCCACUAAUGGCACUACAACGGCCACUAACGGUACCACCGAUGCAACAACCGCAGCGAACGGUACCACAGCAGCAACUACCACUACUACAAAGCAUCAUCACCACAAGGCUGCUGCUGCCCAGGCUAAAGUCAACAAAAUUGAGUCUCGUGGCGAGGAAGCCCUUCACGUCGUCAAACGUGGUGUUUUAAGUUGGGUUUGGGCUUAAACUCGAAGAAACGAGUGUGGUUCGGAACUGAAAAAAGUGUUUUCUCUCACGUCGUAAGAUCCUAGUGAUUGUACUUUUAUGCGUCAAUGAAAAAGUGAUUUGGGGUUAUU
Molecule: messenger RNA, 1160 nt
Organism: Lentinula edodes (shiitake mushroom)
Lineage: Eukaryota; Fungi; Basidiomycota; Agaricomycetes; Agaricales; Omphalotaceae
Exons: 5
Coding region: 286-1050 (254 amino acids)
Source: RefSeq, a predicted model, not a curated record